CUCUCUCUCACUCUCUUGCUGUGUCUCUGUUCACUUCAUUUGUUUAUUUGUUUUUGUUGUUUUUGCUGAGAGAGAGAGAGUCUGCCGGAAAAAGAAAAAUUGGUUGCCAUUUUCCCCGCUCUGCAGAGCUCAAAGAAGUUCGAAUCAAAUGUGAUGGGAAGCGGAGUCUCCAGCCUCUUCUCGUGCCUCAAGCCGGAGACUCGCCCCGCCGCCCUUCCCGCCGACAAUUCCGACAUCCUCUUCUCCGCUUCCGACCCACUUGACGAAACCCUAGGCCAUUCCUUCUGCUACGUUCGCUCUUCCAACCGUUUCCUCUCUCCUUCUCAUUCCGAUCGCUUUCUUUCCCCUUCUCAGUCUCUUCGUUUUUCCCCUCCUCACGAACCGCCACUUGGUUCCAGGACUAGAACUGGCCCGCCGGAGACUGCUUUCAAAGCCAUCUCUGGCGCUUCUGUCAGUGCUAAUAGUUCUAUUCCCAGAUCUGUUCUUAUGCUUGAUGGUGUUUAUGACGAUGCUACUGACACUACGCUUGGGGCUUCCGGUGGUGGUUGUGGAGUCAGAGGGAGUAUUUUGAAUGGCUUUGAGAGUACUUCUUCUUUCACUGCUCUUCCGCUUCAGCCGGUUCCUAGAGGUGGGACUGAGCCUUUGGAACGAGGUGGGUUUUUUCUCUCUGGUCCAAUUGAGCGUGGGGCGCUGUCUGGUCCGCUUGAUGCGAAUGUUGAUGGUGCUGGUGCUGGUGGUGCCAGCGCCGGUGCUGGUGGUGGCAGUGGCGGUGGUGGGAGAGUUCAUUUCUCUGCUCCGCUUGGUGGGAUGUACGUGAAGAAGAAGAGGAAGAAGGGCAUUUCGGGGUUUAGGAAGGCGUUUACGAGGAAUUUUUCUGAUAAGCGGCCGUGGGUGGUGCCGGUGUUGAAUUUCGUUGGCCGGAAGGAGAGCUCGACGGCGGGAGACGAGCCGGAGAGGAAUGAGAGUAAUCUUCAAUGGCGGCUUGGCAAGGCUGGGGAGGAUCGGGUGCACGUGGUUGUAUCGGAGGAGCAAGGGUGGUUGUUCGUUGGGAUUUAUGAUGGGUUCAAUGGCCCUGAUGCGCCUGAAUUCUUGAUGGGUAAUCUCUACAGAGCCGUCUUCAAUGAACUUCAGGGAUUGUUCUGGGAAAUUGACGAUAAUGAGGAGGCUGCUGCUACUGCUGUUACUGCUGCUGCUAAUUCAAACCCUUCGUGUGUGGCUGAAGAGAGCACGGUCAAUGUGAAUGAAACUAAUGCUGACCCGUCGUCAAGAGCCUCUGGUCAAACCGUUGAAACUAAUGGUAAUAUUUCAGUAGUUGGAAAUGAAGCGGAAGUGGAACAACCGGCUCCUGAUCGAGGAUCAGCUAAGAGGGUUACGUUUCAAUCUGAGGAUGUACCGGAGAACAGGCGGAGGCGGCGGCUGUGGGAGUAUUUAGCGGAGGACGAUACACAGGAUGGGCUUGAUCUUUCGGGGUCAGAUAGAUUUGCAUUUUCUGUUGAUGACGCUCUUAGUGUAAAUAGUGCAGGUUCAGUAGCUGGUAGAAGGUGGUUGUUAUUGUCCAAGUUAAAACAAGGGUUGUCAAAGCAUAAGGAGGGUCAUGUUAAGACUUUGUUCCCGUGGAAGUAUGGUUUGGGGGAUAAAGAGAAGGCUGAUGAGGCUGAGAAUAGGGUGGAGGAGACAUCAUAUCGAAGUGGUAAGAGGAGAAAGGAAGGUUUAAUUGAUCACGAGUUGGUGUUGGGGGCAUUGUCACGGGCUCUUGAGAUAACUGAAUUAGCAUACUUGGACAUGACAGAUAAGUUGCUUGAUACGAAUCCAGAGCUUGCUUUGAUGGGUUCUUGCUUGCUGGUUGUGUUAAUGAGGGAUGAGGAUGUGUAUGUAAUGAAUUUGGGUGACAGCCGUGCCAUUGUUGCACAGUACGAGCAACAAGAAGUUGGUCCUAGUGAAGACAUGAAGGGGGAGGGCCACAAAAGAACGGGCAUGGAGGGUAUAAUUGAGGAGUCUACAACGAGUGAAGGGAAAAUAACUCAAACGAAUAAACCUUCAGCUCAGACGACGAGAUUGACUGCAUUGCAGCUAUCCACUGAUCAUAGCACGAGCAUUGAAGAAGAAGUAAGAAGAAUAAAGAACGAGCACCCUGAUGACAAACAAUGCAUUGUCAACGAUAGAGUGAAGGGCCGUCUAAAGGUUACGAGGGCAUUUGGUGCAGGAUUUUUGAAACAGCCAAAAUUGAAUGAUGCAUUAUUGGAAAUGUUUCGGAAUGAGUAUAUUGGUACCGCACCAUAUUUAUCAUGCUUGCCUUCUCUUCGUCACCAUAGACUCUGCCCGACGGAUCAAUUCAUAGUGCUCUCAUCUGAUGGAUUGUAUCAAUAUCUAACCAACGAAGAAGUGGUUUCUUAUGUUGAGAACUUUAUGGAGAAGUUUCCAGAUGGAGACCCUGCACAGCACUUGAUAGAGGAGCUUCUUUGCCGUGCAGCCAGAAAAGCAGGAAUGGAUUUUCAUGAACUGUUGGACAUCCCACAGGGGGAUCGAAGAAAGUAUCAUGAUGAUGUUACUGUUAUGGUCAUUUCACUUGAAGGAAGAAUCUGGAAAUCCUCAGGAAAAUAUCUUUGAAAAACUUCUGUAAAUCAAUGGUCAAGUGAAAUGACGUUCCUGCAUUCGACGAAAAUGGUGCUCUGCGAGUGGUAUGAACUUGCAACUGACCCAUAUUUCAUGGAUCGCCUUAGGUUUUUUAACAUCUAAAGGAGCAAGCCAGCUUGAAGAAAUUGAGUGAACUCAGACGAUAUCGACACAAGGCUACCGUUGGAUGCAUGUUCCCGAAGGUGCAAGUAGAUGACACAAUUUGGCUGGAGGAUGAACAGAAAGCAAUUGGCAAAUGGGGCUUUUGGUAUAUGAAGCAUUUUAGAAAAGAUAAGAAAAAAAAGGAAAAUUUCAACUUCUCUUUCACUUUAUAUUUGUUAUCUGUUGUUUCGAUCCUCUGUUAGACACCUCUAAGGAAGAGGACAGCAUUUUUGCGUAGGGUACAGGCACUUGCCAUUCCUUUGUGCCUUUUUU
Molecule: messenger RNA, 3048 nt
Organism: Benincasa hispida (wax gourd)
Lineage: Eukaryota; Viridiplantae; Streptophyta; Magnoliopsida; Cucurbitales; Cucurbitaceae
Gene: PLL1
Product: poltergeist like 1
Biological process (GO): protein dephosphorylation
Molecular function (GO): protein serine/threonine phosphatase activity
Source: RefSeq, a predicted model, not a curated record